Schizosaccharomyces cryophilus OY26 is the source of this 1260-nucleotide messenger RNA. Its product is annotated as glycerophosphoryl diester phosphodiesterase. Bases 60 to 998 code for a protein of 312 amino acids. The transcript is spliced from 2 exons. The record is from RefSeq and is a predicted model, not a curated record. Gene Ontology annotation, molecular function: phosphoric diester hydrolase activity. Gene Ontology annotation, biological process: lipid metabolic process. NCBI's taxonomy places the organism in Eukaryota, Fungi, Ascomycota, Schizosaccharomycetes, Schizosaccharomycetales, Schizosaccharomycetaceae.
GCGGUUUCCCUCUGCCAUUCACAUAUCUCACUUUCUAGACUGAAAAUUGAAUUAUUGCUAUGAAUCAGUUGGAUUUAAAUGACCAUGGAAAGUACGAAGUGCUUUCCAAUGCAUCAUCAGAAAAUUCGAGUGUCCAAAAUGAAAACCCAGGAGAAGCUAUAGUUAUCGCUCAUCGAGGAUACAGUGCAAAACAGCCAGAGAACACACUUGCUUCAUUUCGAGAAGCAGCAAAAGCCGGCAUAAGGCACAUCGAAGCCGACGUUCGCCUUACCAAAGAUGAAGUCGUUGCCAUCUCUCAUGACCGACGUUUGAAGCGCAUGUAUGGAGUAGAUACAUACGUACAUGAUAUUGAUUAUGAACAUGAAAAUGGCCAUUUUCGAACCAUUCGAGAACCUUAUGAGCCUUUACCAACAUUUCAUAUGUUCUUAACGGAGUUGCUAAAGUAUCGUGGGGUUCAAUUGUAUGUAGAUAUAAAGCCUGAUGUUGACAUUUUCAUUAUCCCGAAAAUGGUUGACUGUAUGCUUAACAUCAAUCUUGAUUUAAAUUUUUGGGCAGAUAAAGUUAUUUUCUGUAUUUGGUCUCGUCGUUUUCUACCGGCUUGUGAUAAGUACGCUCCUACGAUCAAGAUUUGCCAUAUUGGAUUCAACUUUUCUUAUGCUCAACAAUACUUUUUAAUGCAUCCUCGAGUCAUUGGAGUCAACAUGGCCGUAGCGCUGCUUCUACUCCCUUCUUCACAGGACUUUAUCGAAAUGGUUCAUGCUCUAAAUAAAAAAGUUAUUACCUGGUCCGUAAAUACUCCCGCUGCAUUCUACCUUUCUUUGAAAAGAAAUUGUGAUGGUGUCAUUACAGAUGAUCCUGUUGUAGGAAAGGCACUUUGCAACGGACCCAUUCUUACGAAAACUUGGUAUUGGUUUGACUAUAAAGAAUGGUUUCUUCUGCUUAUUGGUUUUCUCCGUGUAAAUGCCAUUUUUUAUAUUAUUAGAAACAUUUUUCUAUGAUUUUCGCUUUUCUCCUUAUCAUAUGCUUAUGUUGAUUUCAUAUAUGCUUUGUAAACCCUUUGGGAGUAUCUAUUGUGUUUGAUAUUCCUAUAUAUUUGCUUUUUUGUUACCAUAUAAACUAAUGACCUUAAAAUAAGCUUUCUCCUUCUUUUUUUUCAGUUUAACUCUUGUCUUCCAUGAAUUGAAUUGAAUCGAAGUCUGGACUUUACCUAGUGCUUGCUCAGAGUUUCUAAAUUUUCAUUUACAUAUAAUAAUUUGUUGU